Molecule: messenger RNA, 2343 nt
Organism: Pimephales promelas (fathead minnow)
Lineage: Eukaryota; Metazoa; Chordata; Actinopteri; Cypriniformes; Leuciscidae
Source: RefSeq, a predicted model, not a curated record
AUGGAUUUACGAAAAUGGUUUUGUCCUGCUAAGCCUCUUCCAUCAGCAGACUCGGACACUCCGGCCACCACCACCAGCAGCACUGUCUCUGAGAGCCGUGCUGGCCUUUCAUCUGAUGCUAGCACCGGACAACCACCAGCGUCAACAGACUUAACGGUAACUAAUGUUAACGCAGCAAUAGAACAACAAUCUAAAAACCCUCCAAGUCAGCGAACAGCGGUUGAUGAUAUCGGGACUGACAGCCCUGUCCAAAUUGUGUUAAAACAGUAUCCUGUAACUGUUUACAGUGGUAAGGGGCGAUCAUUCGUUGAUAAAUGGUUUCACGGCAGAGAAUGGUUGGAGUACAGUGUCAAGGCAGACGCAGCAUUUUGUUUUUGCUGUCGGAUGUUCAGCAUUACUAGAAAAUCUGGAACAUUGGAUGCCUUCGCGAGUGUGGGCUAUCGUAACUGGAAACACGCUAUGGCCAAAGACCGUGGAUUUCAUAAACAUGAAAAUUCAAAGGAUCACAUGUCUUGUUAUGCAAUGUGGAAAGAGAGGGAGAUGCGUCGCAAGACGGGGAAUGAGGUAUCAACCCUUAUCAAUGCAGAUCAACUAAGGAAAAACCGGUAUUAUGUGUCCUCACUUAUAGAUGUGGUUGGGUUUUUGGUUGAAAACCAGUUGCCACUACGGGGAAAGAUUGACGCUUUUGAUGACAUGUCGGAGGGGGGGUCUGGACUUUUCCUUUCCAUGCUUUUUUACACCAUCCAAAAGGAUCCUGAAUUGGCGAAUGUGGUGAAGACAAUCCCUCGCAAUGCCACUUACACCUGUCAUGAUAUGCAAAAUGAACUUAUAAAAACACUCAGUAGUGUGGUGACAGAGGCUAUAGUGGAGGAAGUUGGUGACUCCUUUUACACUUUGAAAGUUGAUGGGACGCGUGACCCCACAGGAUGUGAAAAUAUAUCGAUUGUGCUUCGAUUUGUGAAUGAGUCUUACGAAGUUACAGAGCGUCUACUGUGCAUCGCUACGGCUCAGAAAGGUGACGCACAGACAUUAACUGACACCGUUCUGACUGAGCUUAACAAGGUUGGCCUGGAUAGCUCAAAAAUUCUGAGUCAGGUAUAUGAUGGAGCUGCGCUUAUGUCGGGGAAACGUGGUGGUGUUCAGAAAAUUCUACAAGACAGACUUGGACGUGAGAUACCAUAUGUGCACUGCCUCAACCAUCAGUUGCAUUUGGUCGUGGUUCAUGCCAUGUCUGCAGAGACCGCACUUUUGGACUUUUUUGAAGUGUGCGAUUCCCUCUACAAGUUCUGUAGAAAGCCAACGGUUGCUAUGCAUUAUAAAGGCGAGCAUCUUAAACGUCUUCUGACACAGAGAUGGACAGGGCAUCUUGCCACUGUCUCAGUCAUUCUUAAGUCAUUUAAUGACAUAAAAGCGAUUCUGACCGAUGCUGAUACUGUGCUGAACUAUGGGGCAGAGACGAGAAUGGAAGCUACGGGCCUGCUGCGCGAGAUAUCUGAGCCAAGUUUCAUGUUCCUUGCCAACCUAACCCACAGAGUCCUUUCUCUAUUGGACCCACCGAACAAGCUUCUCCAGAGAGAGGACACUGACUUGUUGACAGGUUUGUGUGUUGUGGCGAGUGCAACAGCAUGUGUUAAAAAACUCCGUUGUGAUGACGAGUUUAAACAGAUGCUGGACACUGCUACGCCCACCAGCGAGUCACUGAGACCCGGACCCAAACGGAGGCGCAUAGAGAGCACACGGAUGGAUGGUUACAUCGUAACAGAGCCUACAGGAGGACACAGAGGUGAUGAUGACUUUGAAACUGAACUUCGGAGAUUGUACUACAACACAAUUGAUUCGGUGGUUGGGGAACUGGAGCGUAGAUUCAGCGAGCGCAACUCACAACUGGCAAGUGCACUUGCAGCACUAAAUCCAGAGGCCGAUAACUUCCUUGAUGUGAAAGCGGUGAAGCACAUUCUCGACCUGUCACAAACCAUAAUGAUUGACGCUGAGUUUGAAGUUGCUAAAGAGUUUUUAAUGUCACAAAAGCAAGCAAUGCAGGGGGACUGGACCAUACAGCACAUAAUCUCAACGUACCACAACCAUCUGAUUGCCAUGCCCAGUGUGCUGGCUGCUUUCAAACAUGCCUUAACAUUUGGCGCAUCCACAGCAAUGUGUGAGAAUUCAUUCUCCACUCUGAAAAAUGUUUUUUCGGAACACAGACGCACAAUGCUACACGAAAGAAAGGCCAGGUUGGUGCAGCUUGCUUUCGAGAAAGACUUGACACGCAAAUGCACAAGUGAAUGGAAGGACAGAGUACUUAGACGGUUCAGCAGCAACACUCGUCGCCUGCAACUCUUUUGA